Eimeria maxima is the source of this 2856-nucleotide messenger RNA. RefSeq names its product eIF4G-related protein NAT1A, related. The record is from RefSeq and is a predicted model, not a curated record. Gene Ontology annotation, molecular function: protein binding; translation initiation factor activity; mRNA binding. The annotation marks the transcript as partial. The transcript has 17 exons. Lineage: Eukaryota; Apicomplexa; Conoidasida; Eucoccidiorida; Eimeriidae. Gene Ontology annotation, cellular component: eukaryotic translation initiation factor 4F complex.
AUGCUGUGUGGUAAGCUGAAGAAAGACUUCCAAGAACUUCUUCAAGAUGAUCACCGCAGCACCAAAUUCAGGAGGAUACUAAUUGAUCAAUGUGAGGAUUCCUUCAAUGCAAACUUGGAGCCAAUUGCUGUUCCUCCUGGUCUAAGCGAAGAUGAUGCUUAUGAAUUUGAACUUAAUUAUAAAAAAACUAUGACCGGUAAUAUGAUAUUUGUCGGUGAAUUAUUGAAAUCUAAGAUGAUAUCCCAAGCAAUAUUAUUGGAGUGUAUAGACAGGUUAUUGCAGAAACGUGCUGAAUGUAUUGCUGCUAGUAACAGCAAGGAUCAAGGAAUUCAUCAUGUAGAGGCAUUAUGUGCAUUCUUACACACUGUUGGACCUUUCUUUGAUAAUCCGCAGUGGCGUUUAUAUGGGGAGUUUUGUCGUCGUAUGGAUUUGGUGGCUUCUUUAGCUAGUGAUUCAUCUCUUCCUUUUCGUGUUCGUUGCUUAAUGUCUGAUGUCUUGGACUCUCGUGCUGCUGGUUGGCGUAGACACCCUGCACAUAAGCAGGAGGGUCCAGCAACAUUAGAGGAGUUGCAUGCACAGCAGCAGCAGCAGCAGCAGCAGCAGCAAAUGCAGCAGCAACAAAUGCAAUCACAGAUGGGUGGAGGUGGUGCUGGAGGCAGCAGCAGCAGCAGCAAUGCUUUUGCUGGUCUAAGAGAUUCACAUCGUGCACUGCAGCAAGAAGAAACAGGUUGGGCUGUUGCCUCAGGAAGAAGAGGAGGAGCAGCAGCAGGAACAGCAGCACAUCCUAAACCACCACCAGCUCCUGCAUCGAAUUCUCUCUCUGGAAUGGGAGGCAGCAGCCAGUCGGCAUUCAGCCAGUUAGGCCGUAUGCGACAGGAGCGUGAGAGAGACAGGAGACAGCAGCAGCUAGGAGGAGACCUAAAGAGAGUAGUUGGUGGAGAGACAAAGAGAAGUGCAGCAGAAGGAGAAAGAAGAAAGAAAAGAACAGAAACAAGCAGCACGGCAACGACCAGCAGCAGCAGCAGCAGCACAACACCAGCAGCACCAGCACCAUCAUCAUCAAGCAGCAGCAGCAGCAGCAGCAGCAGCAGCAGCAAUAUAGAUGAAGAACAAGCACGUAUUGUUGCUCGUCGUGAAUUUAGUGACAUUGUUUGUCUAACAACAGAAGAAGCAGUUGAUGUAUUCACCUCCCUCUCUUAUGCAUCACAAGAGGCACAAAAGGUGUUGCUGCUGGAGUUGCUGCAGAUAGCAGCAACAAAAUUUGCAUCGGAUAAUCAGCAGCAGCAGCAACAAAGAAAAACUUUCUUUAAAUUUAUUGUCGCCCUCGCCUCUUCUCCUUCCUUCCCCCCCGACACACUCAAAAUGGGUUUGCGGGAGUUUAUGGGUUUAAGCGGAGAAGGCGAAAGUCUUUACAAGGAUUUGUUGAUUGAUACUCCUCAUCUUCCUUCCUUUAUUAAACAAUUAUUAGAUACUAUUGAAGCAGCAGCAGUAGCAGCAGCAACAAGAGCUGGUGCAGCAGCAGUGGCAGCAGCAACAACAGCUGGUGCAGCAUCAGUAGCAGCAACAACAACAGCUGGUGCAGCAGCAGCAACAACAACAGCUGGUGCAGCAGCAGCAACAACAACACCUGGUGCAGCAGCAGUAGAAGUAGCAGCAGCAAGAACAGCUGGUGCAGCAGCAGCAAGAAACCAUGCGGGGGCAGCAAAAACAGCCGCUGCAGUAGCAGCAGAGGCUGGACAGGGUUUGGGGGGAGUAGACCAGGAGCCCCCAAUGGCGGUGUCUCAUGGGCGACAGCGGCGGUGUCUUGCAGAGGAAGAGCUGGUGGUGCUGCAGCAGCAGGACGAGCAGCAGCAGCAGCAGCAAGUAGAUGGUGAGGGGGAGUUAACAGAAAAACAGAUGUGGGCUGCUGCAGAGGAGGCGCAGCUGCUUGCAAAUGCAGCAGCAGCAGCAGCAACAGCAGCAGAUGCAGCAGAUGCAGCAGAAGAAGCAGCAGAAAAUAAUGAUGAGGAUGCAGCACAGAAGUUUGCUGCUGUAGCUACUGCAGCAGCAGAGGAGGCAGUAUCCCUAGCAGCAGCAGCAGAUGAGCAGCAGCAACUAGACUCUACAUCAGCAGCAGCAGCAGAAGAAGAAGGAACAGCUCUACAACUGCAGCAGCAGCAGCUAGACCCUCAGCAGCAGCAGCAGCAGCAGGAGCAGCAAAUGCCUAAAAAAAUAUUUGCCCCAAGAAGCAUCCGCUUUGCUCAUCCAUCAUCAGGCAAAGCCAUCACCAUUUACUUUCAUAAUGCCUAUGAGCCAUUUGAGGGUUUAAGCUGUUCGUCUUUAUCCUCUACUCCUGACAUUUGUCGUCAACAUCCUCGUUGUUUUUAUAAUGAGGGUUUAGAGGGUUUAGACGAGGGUUUAGGGUUUAGUAGUUUAGGGAAAAAGUGUUUAUUAUCUCCUGGUUAUCUAAAUUUAGCAUCUACUACUCUUUGUUAUAGAACUGCAGAUCUACCACAAACCCUAAACCCUAGCCCUGUAUCUAUAAGAGAGUUACAGGCAGUAACAGAGGAUUUAUUCGAAGAAUUCGCCGUAAACCCUAAACCCUUCCUUGAUGCCUUUGAUCCUAAUCAACCUGAUAGCCGCAGCAGCCUCUGUUCUCUUGUUAAGGAAUUAGCAACAGAGUUAUUGAUGACGGAGAGAAAUAUUCAACCCUUGCCUGAGGAUGCAGAGGUGCAAACCCUAAACCCUGAUGAGGGUUUAGGUGGAAAUUCUAUCCAUAUUCCUGAUAAAUCGAAUGCAAAAGUACGAAUUGGUAUAAAUGGCUUUGGACGAAUUGGUCGACUUGUUUGCCGAAUUGCUAUGCAGAGGCCGGAUAUG